CAGGUCCAGAGUGCUGGCCACGGUCCACGAGUGCCGGAUGCGACGUGAAUAUUGACCUCAGACCCUGCCCCACGAGUGUUGCGCGCGCUUGUUGUUGUUGUAUACCUACCAUUCCAUUUACCCGCGGAUCACAAUCAUCAUCACGCGGCUGCGGAGAAAAGAGGUGCUGGGCGACGCGCCAAUACCUCAGGUACCUGUCCCUCACCUAACUGAUACUUCCCAAUACACUACUCCCCUCAUUGCAUCUCGAACGGCACGAGGCACCACAGGCAUUGCCCUAGUUCCCCGAGUCUGGUCGCCCUGAUCCUGACGCCAUCCACGCGCCUUGGAGAGAUAGACCAGACGCCCUGCUCACGGGCCAGGUGGAGUGAUUGGGGGCCAGACGUCAAAAAAGAAAGGAGGGAAGAACUCUAUGAAAUAAGGCAGGAUCUUGGUCCACGAUUCCACGUUGACACCUCGACUACCACCGUGCACCACGUCAAUAUCGGCGAGCGGCGACGCAGUGGGGGACGUUGCCGCCUUGUUGGGCUAUUUCUGGGAAGAGAGAGAGAGAGAGAGAGAGAGAGUUCUGUAUGACGAUGGCCAUGCAGACGGUCUGAAUUGCAAAAGAGUGGGAGGACACCUCUAGCAUCGUAGCGACUCAGGACAUCGUUGCACAGCAGACGCAGUGGGUGACGCCGCCUCUGUGGACAGCCGCCGUCGCACGCGGCAGGCCGAUCGUUCAGGCACGACAACUUUUUUGCACAGGUUGGAUUGAUUUGACGAGAGUGACAGGCAGACGGCGAAGGGGAGGAACAGAGAAGAGACAGAGAGAGAGAGAGGAAGAGACCCCUUUUGGGCCGCGGCGCAAAAGGACUCUCUGCACGAGUCGCGGAUCGGUGCAGAUCGCAUGAAUCUGCGAACUCUGCGCGAGCUGCAUUGCGACUGGUAGGUAUACCUCCUACCUUCUGACCUACGUAGGGCUGCAGCGCAGCGUCCCAGGAGGGACCGACGAGAGUACGAUCCAUCAUUUCGCUAUACCGACGACGGCGCUCAUAGACUCGCGCGACACGAACUUUUAGGGCCGCCAUCAUCGGCGAAGGGGAUCGUGGCGUGGGGAGCGUGAAACAUGCAUCGUGUUUCAACUGGCCCGUUUGAAGCGAACAACUCGUCCGCCACUGCUGCAUCUCCUCCUUCGACUUCCCUGCUCAACCAGCUCCAGACGCACCGACAGAGCCAGAGCCAGAGCCAGAGCCAAAGCCAGAGCCAGCACCAGCGCCAGCGCUCGAACUCGCUGUCAUCCGCUGCGGUGGGCACAACCAAGCGCCCCAGUUCGCUGACGCGCGUGCCAUCAGGGAACCUGGACGACGCCAUUGACUCGCAGACACUUUACUUACGGCGCCAUGACCGCCAUCCCAUGACACCACAUGACCUCAGCCGAAGGAAAAGCGUAGCUGUUGAUCGCAGCACCACCACUGCUGCCGACUCCUCUCGCGCCCACCCCGGGUCGCCCACGGACCACGACCACCACAGCAACAGCAUCAUCAACAACAACAACAACGUCGCCUCGUCUGGUCCCGCCCCCUCGGUCAAUCGCUGGUCGCACUCCACCAGCACCAGCGUGGCCUCUCGGGUCACCUCGCGACGCAAUCGUUCCAGCAGUGGCGCUGUCCUGGCAUCGCUUGUCGGUCAGCAGCACCACGAGUCCCCGCGGCGGCAUCCGGACAUUGGUUUCUCUCCCACAGCCAGUCCCCAGCGCGGAAAUGUGACAUCCGCAUACUCAUCGCCCAUAUCGAGUCCACAACAGUCGAGGCGACCCACGAGACCGGAUUAUCCAGCCCACCACUUGACAUCCCUACCACCUCUACACACGACACCUGCGCUGACCGAUCCCAAUGACACGGACUCCCCUGACAGCAGUUCUCAGACGGUAUCUACGCCAAUGGCCACAGCCUAUGCACAUCACGACUUCUUCGAUGAUCCGCUGUCUGCCUAUGGCAUGGCAAAACAGAAACGGGUAGUCAUGGUGCGCAAUCCUUCGGCAUCGGUCUCCGUCCCUCCACAACCCACACGUGCUGCGCCUGUCGCAGCAGAGUCGCGCCCCGAAAUGGAAGAGCGAAGACACCACAAAUCCAGAAUGUCGACGUCGAGGAAUGGGAGCCAUGAUGGGCACAGGAAGCCGAAACAGAAAGAUCGAACAGAGAAGGACAAGAAGACAAUGCUCUCCAAGGCAUUGCAAAAAGCAAACACAGCAGUCCUGUUGGACAAUGCGCAGAACUACGAGGGCGCGCUGGAGGCAUAUGGAGAUGCUUGUGAUUUGCUGACACAGGUCAUGGAAAGGACGACAGGCGAGGACGACAAGCGAAAAUUGGAUGCGAUUCGAUUGACAUAUAGCAACCGAAUGGAGGAGCUGAGGCAAUUGGCACAGGAAAAUACACACACGAGCCAUGAGAAAGAUUUGCCUGCGACACCUCUGAGCGCUGUGAGUCCCGUAGAUCACACGCUGGAUGCGCCUUAUGGACGCGUGGGUCCUGCUAGCCAGGCAAGCAGAGCGCCGAGGCUAUCAUAUCGGCGCAAUGAUCGCGACAGCUUCUUCACAGGGACGAUGGCUGCCGUGGAAAGAUCCACAAAUUUCACAGAGGAGAAUUCGGACAUCUACACAACAAGACCGUCCUCCGCAUCAACCUCCGGCGCGGAGCCCGCGAAUGGGCAUGCGCGACACCCAGCAUCAAUACAGCUGCCACCCCCCGAACACGCGCAAUAUAUGCCUCGACCUUUGUCGCCCAAACGGUCCGCGGAACGAUUGCCUGAAUCGCCAAAGGCCAAGCCACACAGUGUGGAAGCUUGGGAGUCUCCCGAGAAGUCUCGAAGUGGUGAUGCCUCAGACAAGGAUUCUACCUCGUGGCUGGAUCCCAUUGACGAACCUGCCUCUUCUUGCUCUACUUCCGUCCACUCGCGUGACUCCUACCACCAAGGCUCCCACAGGAAGCAUUUGCGUGAUUUGAGCGCCGAGACCAAUCCUGAUUUUGACGAAGCUUUCGAUGCUGCAAUUGAGGCUGCGUACGACGAGGGACUGGAGCCUGAUCUUGAUUCGCGCCCAAACCAGCCGAGGGGCCACAGGCACGGCAAUAAUCAUGAGUCUGUCCAGGUGCCUGCCUCCGAGAUCUCCGAAAUCGAUGCAGAACGAUUUCAGUCGUCCAUGGCCAAUACCGAGCAAGACGAUGAAGAGGAGCGCAUCCUGGACGAGAUCACCAAUGAUUUUGGCAACGAAUUCAAUUUUGGAGUCUCAUCGAAAUCUGCGCUGCCACGCUUCUCUGAUUCGAGUUACAAUUCGCGCAAUACUUGGCAGAGUUCGCAGGUUUCGUCACGCGAUACUGCUGCAUCGUCUCUGGCCACGGUCGCAGAAGACGUUCUGGGCAGCCGCAUCUCGCAAACGGCAGCAAUUCGGAAGCACACCGCUCCAACGACUUCUUCGGCGCCCACUCCGUCUUCGUUGCCCAGGCCACCGAGCUCGGAUGACAGGCGUGCAAGCGUACGAAAUCGCAGACAGUCCAAUGCCAAGCAGCUCAAAAUCGAGACUUCUGUACCACCCCCAGUUCGCAGGCGCGCGUCCACAUUCAACACCGAGAGGAGUCCUAUGCUCCAAGAUGAUGACGAGAGGACAUCGGACGACCACGUCCUGCCCGAACCUGCUCCCUCUGACAUUGCUCAUGAUCACAUGUUGCAAUCACCGCCAUCGCUCGAGCUGGCGGCAGUCGUGAACGAUGCAGAUCGGGCCACAUACGAUCACAGACCGAGUUAUGAGGUGGCGUCCGCUGAUGCACUGGAAGGAUCGCAGCCCAUGCUAUUCAAGAAGAACCGGUCUACCAUCAGUCUACGCGAUCACGCGCAACAUACAGUACUGCUGGCGUCUCCGGAUCUGGACGGUAUCUCGUCCAUGGCGACACCGAUGAGCUCGACGUUCAUGAAUUUUGCAGCGAGAAAAAGCCACAGUCAGAACCCCUUGACUUCGCAACGUGCCGAUUUCCCAUCCCUCGGGCACAUGUCUUAUGACUCUCAGCUGGGCGGCGGAAUUCAUCUGUUCGACACGUUUCUGUCGUCUGCACAAUCGCCCCGAUCACCUAGUCAACAGCCUCAGCCUGCUGGUCUCGAACCCUGCCCCGAGCCUUUUCUUCUCCGUCCGUUCUGGCUUAUGCGUGCAUUGUCUUCGACGAUCGUGCAUCCGCGCGGUGGCUUCCUGACUGACAAACUCUUUGUACCGCGUGAGGUCUGGCAGACACGGGGUGUCAAGUUGAAGCUUGUUGAGGACAAGGUUGCAAGCUGCGAUCUCCUGACUGCAGCACUCGGUCGCCUGGCAGGUGUGGACACCUAUGAUGCAGAUGCCGUGAAGGCUGAGCUGGAGAGCUUUGAAGAAGUCAUGGACCGGGCUCAGGCUGCCCUCGCGAAGAAGCUGGGGGCAGACGUCGGUCCACAUGGUGCGCUCGGCAUGUUCAAGGAGGCGUCUGCUGCCCACGUCGGAUCGACUGCUGGAAAUGCUCCUCCGGAGAGCAGCACAACGGGUGUCGAUAAGGCAGCCAAGAGCAACUCCGGCAAAAGCUAUCUCAGCUCUUGGCGGAAGCUGCGAAACAAGAGCUCGGGAGCACCUCUGUCCGGUGGCAGUGGCACGGCGGCACCUGCGCCGACAUUCAGGGUCGAUGCACAGGAUGCGCACACGAUGGCGUCGGUUCCAAUGACGAACUUUGUCCCCGUGGAGCGACGAGGGAACAAAAGAGAGGCUCGCAAUCUACUCUUCGAGGGCCCGAACAGGGAUUACAUGGGGUCACUGGCUCGCUUGUUCGACGGCGUGCAAAUCCUUGAUCAAAUAGCCCGACAAGUCGAGGAUCCGGGCCUCCGACACUCGUCGCCUACGCAUGUUGGGCUGGAACUGAGCAUUCGCCACGCAGCCGAGUUCUUUGGAUUCUACAUCUGCCGCUUUGUGCUGGCCGAUCUGACGCAGUUGAUGGAUAAGUACGUUAAGCGAGGUACCGAGUGGGUACUCGCUUAGGCUCGCUCUCACAUGACCGCGGAAGCAGCGAGAUGGAGUGUGCGACACCUGUGCAUAUACCACGGUGAUGCGCGCUUGCUUUUGCACGACCCGACGACACGCCCGCCCGCCGCCCACAACCUUUCGGUGGGGUGGUCCUACGAUGCAUGUUGCAUGCUGGACACGACCGUGCGGAAACACAAGGUGAUGACCCUGUCCACGACCACUCGAGGCCCGGACACACGACAUGAAAAGCUUCUCGGAGGAGGCACGGGAGGACGUGAUGAUGGCUAUUGCCGAGCACGUCGUCGUAACGUGAGGCCCCAGAGAAACCAACCCACGAUGUUUUGGGAGAUGGAGGAUGAUGAUGACGCAUGACGAAGAAGAAGAAAGAAGAUGAAGAUGCAGAAGAUAUGGUGUUUUUGAAAGAAAAGAAACGAGGAUGAGCGCCCGUCGAUCACAGGAGGCGAGAGGCAUGUACGGUCUCUGCGAAUUUGCUUCUAACUUUGCUCUGCUUGACCCGCCGGCACUGCUGGCUUUGUUUUUGAACUGUUUUUCACUGCACGAUACCAAGGUACGCAAAUGUCGAUGUUGGAUACCACGGCGUUUGUUAUUUAUUAGAGAAAGAGAGGGGGAGGGGGAGGAGAGAGAAGAGGAUAUGAUAUGGGGAUGCCACUCCACAUGGGUUGGUUUGGCGGUGAGAGUGUGAUGAUGAUGAUAUUAUCGAUACAAAGUAGUUAGAAUCGAGAAUAUCAAGACUCGAUGAUCUUUGACUCUUGUGUAUCAUAUGAUAUCUUUCCGCUAUCUUUGGUUGUUCGUCGACUCAGUCUUUUUCUUUUUUUUCUUUCCUCCUACAGAACCAUAGCCUGUCUGUCUAUAUGAACUUUGCCUAUAUCAGGUAGGUAAAGUAGACACCCUUCUCUUCCCUUCUCUUCCCUGCUUUCUGAAACCUCUUCCUUCCAAAAUCCAAUCCCAAUCCCAAUCUCAAGAUCAAAAGUCAAGGCAAGUCUACCCAUCCAUCCAUCCAGGUAAGGUAAAAGUUUCUAGCUAUAGCCUAUAGCCUAUAGACUUGUAGAAGGUAGGCAGAUAGGUAGGUAGGGUUGUAUAGCUCUUAUCGACUCGACUCGACUUGAUGUAAUAUACGUAGGUAGGCUAAGGCUAGGUCUUGUCUUAUCGUACGUAUCUUGUUGUGUCGUAUCAUAUACUAUGCUAUCCUGUCGUAUCGUGUCGUAUCGUGUCGUGUCGUGUCGUGUCGUGUCUUGUCCUGUCCUGUUAUGCAGAAAGGCAGAAAGGCAGAUUAGGUAUAUCUAGAGUAGGUAUGAAAAAAAUCAUCUCCAUUGAAAGAGAAUCUUUUCUCUCUGCUUCUCUGUCUGCGUUUCGCGUUCGCGUUGCGUGUUUGGAGUCUGAGUCUGAGUCUGGUAUGACAGGACAGGACAGGGCAGGAUAGGAUAGGACAGUCGUGACAGGCAGGGGUAGUUGGCAUGACCGACUGGAUCGGUUGGUUGGUUGGUUGGUUGGUAGGUCAGACGUUAAGAACUUAGGGUUCUAUGGCUUGCUUGCUGGAUGGAUGGAUGGAUGGCCUUUUUCGAUAGGUAUUGAUGAUGAUGAUGAUGAUGAUGAUGAUGAUGAUGAUGAUGAUGAUGAUGAUGUUCUUCUUCUCUGAGGUGAUGUGAUGUGAUGUGAUGUGAUGUGGUCAUCCAAGUGAUUCGUGAUUUUGCGAUGUUGAUGUUUGGUGGUUAAUGUUUGUUUGAUGUUUGAUGUAUCGUUAUCGUUUAUCGUUAUCUUGAUCAUCAUCUUCAGCAUCUUCUUCUUCUCCACUCCCGGCUUCUUCUUCAAAGGUUCCUCUUCAUCGUCUUCUUCACAAACAUCAUCAUCAUCAUUCAUCAUUCAUCGUUCAUCCAUUAUUCAUUAUUCGUCAUUAUGGGUAUGAAUCCGAGCGUAUACAUGUUAUACAAGUACAUGUAAUCCCCCCCAAAAAAGAGAAAAUUCACUUGGGAGAACAUUUCGGUCCAGACUGGAAAUUGCAGCAGCAAGUCUUUGCGGUGGUUUUGCGUUUCUUGGAUUGCUCGCCGCAUCGUUCUUGGACGACGUUUUCCAUGGGAGAAGGUCUUCGGCGACAGGUGGAUGAUGGCGAGAUGUGAUUUGCGGUUUGUUGUUGACGUUGAUGUUGUUGUUGUUGUUGUUGAUGUUCUUGUUGUUGCUUCGCGAGGUAGAUGCUAAUGUCAUUCGAGAUGGAUUGCAAGAAUGUAUCGUAGUAGAAUCCUCCUCCCGCAGCAGCGGCAGCAGCAGCAGGUCUUGCGGUAGUAAUACUGGAAGUGGAGGCACUCGGGUGUGUUGCUACUUCGAGCGCAGCGGCCAUAGCGGGGGAUUUGACUUGAAGGCCCAUGUUGCCGCCUUUGGGUUCUGGCUCGGGGACACACAUGAGGUGAGUUCUUCUUUUUUUUGCCUUUGUCUUGUUUGAGCAAUAGGCGGCUGGAUCGAGCG
Molecule: messenger RNA, 7486 nt
Organism: Sphaerulina musiva SO2202
Lineage: Eukaryota; Fungi; Ascomycota; Dothideomycetes; Mycosphaerellales; Mycosphaerellaceae
Exons: 2
Coding region: 1109-5023 (1304 amino acids)
Source: RefSeq, a predicted model, not a curated record